Molecule: messenger RNA, 12730 nt
Organism: Podarcis lilfordi (Lilford's wall lizard)
Lineage: Eukaryota; Metazoa; Chordata; Lepidosauria; Squamata; Lacertidae
Source: the annotation of a GenBank genome assembly
AUGGGGAGGGAGGCCCUCUCUGUGUGGGUCCGCGGCGAGGAAGGGGUUAAAGCGAGCGAGGCUGGGUUCCUGGAGAGGCGUGCAAGGAGGAGGAGGUGGAGAGGCGUGCAAGGAGGAGGAGGGGAGGGGGCACGGGAGGGAGGGAGGGGGCGGGUGGCUGCGCGGCGCACAGAGCAUCCAACGAGCCUGGGGUUUUUCUCCCCUCCUCCCACCACCACCGGGACCCCCGACCACCCACUCAGGUUGGCUCUUCCUCCAAGCUGGGGGUGGGAGUGGGGAGCAGGUGAGUGGCAAAUUCAUUUGGGGGCGGGCUGCAAAGGUGGGGGUAGGGAGAAGAGGGGAAAGGCUCAGCAGCGGGUGGAGACAAAAGGAGGGAGGGGUACCAGGGGCUUGGCUGGGGAGAAAGGGUGGGGGAGAUCUUCUCUCCCCCCCCGUCCCACUCCAGUUAUUCCCUUCCUCCAAAAAGAGGUGGGCUGCUCUGGCCAGCCCUCUCCCACCUCCUCUCCCGGCUGCCAGGGUCAGAACAAAAGAUUUGCACUGGAACCAGUAUCAAACCAGUUUGCAUUAGGAGGAGAGAAAUAGGUGUUGGGUUUUGGUUGGGGGAGCACGGCGGCUGGGGCUCAAGGGCAGGGAGGGGCAAGGGCAGAACUAAGGGGGCUCCCUCUCGCUGUGGGGUUGGCAAGCAGAAAGCUGGUUUUAGCCACCUUUGUUGCUGAUUGGUCUUGAUUUUUCACAGUUUGUUUUUUCUCUCUCCAAAGAGAGGCCUCCCGUCCCAAGUUUUAAACAUCUCAACUGCCCCAUGGGGUAGGUUGGAGUGUGGAAUGGUGCCAGAUUCAUGAGCGAGUGGGUUCUGGGAUUUGUAGUUCGGUGAGGGGGUAAACUAUAGUCCCCAUGAUUCUUUGGGGAGGGGGCAAGUGGUACCAGGAAGGCUUUGAAAGAGGAUUACUGUAGACAGAUUCAAAGUGGAGAGGGCUACCGAUCUCCCUUCACAAUUGGAAGCAGGAGAGCGUUCUGUUCAGACGCUGCUUGCAGGUUUCUAUCAGGCAUUUGGUUGGCCACCAUGAGAAAAGAACGCUGGACUUUACAGGCCAUUGGCCUGACCCAGCAGGCUCUUCUUAUCCUCUUAACCUUUGUCUCCCACCUCCACACCCAACACGCUAAGCACUGCACCAACCUGCUCUUCUGCUUCUAGUUCCUUAAAUUCAUAAAUCCUGAAUGGGGUAACUGUGCCCCUGAAGGACCAGGUGCGCAGCCUGGGAGUCAUUUUGGACUCACAGUUGUCUAUGGAGGCGCAGGUCAAUUCUGUGUCCAGGGCAGCUGUUUACAACCUCCAUCUAGUACGCAGGCUGAGACCCUACCUGCCCGCGGACUGUCUCGCCAGAGUGGUGCAUGCUCUAGUUAUCUCUCAUUUGGAUUACUGCAAUGCGCUCUAUGUGGGGCUACCUUUGAAGGUGACCCAGAAACUACAACUAAUCCAGAAUGCGGCAGCUAGACUGGUGACUGGUAGCGGCCGCCGAGACCAUAUAACAUCGGUCUUGAAAGACCUACACUGGCUCCCAGUACGUUUCCGAGCGCAAUUCAAAGUGUUGGUGCUGACCUUUAAAGCCCUAAACGGCCUUGGUCCUGAAUACCUGAAGGAGUGUCUCCACCCCCAUUGUUCUACCUGGAUACUGAGUUCCAGCGCCAAGGGCCUUCUGGCGGUUCCCUCACUGCGAGAAACCAAGUUACAGGGAACUAGGCAGAGGGCCUUCUUGGUGGUGGCACCUGCCCUGUGGAACGCCCUCCCACCAGAUGUCAAAGAGAACAACAACUACCAGACUCUUAGAAGACACCUGAAGGCAGCCCUGUUUAGGGAAGCUUUUAAUGUUUGAUGCAUUACUGUGUUUUGAUAUUUUGUUGGGGGCUGCCCAGAGUGCAGAAUCAUAGAAUAGUAGAGUUGGAAGGUACCCUGAGGGUCAUUAAGCCCAACCCCCUGCCAUGCAGGAAUCUCAGCUAAAGCAUCCAUGACAGAUGGCCACCCAACCUCUGCUUAAAAACCUCCAGUGAAGGAGAGUCCACAGCUUUCCCAGGGAGACUGUCCCACCAGAGCACGAGAAAAUAAGCUUGCUCCAUCCUCCAUGCAUCAGCCCUUGAGAUAUUUGAAGAUGGCUAUCAUAUCUCCUCUCAGUCUCCCCUUAUCCUGACUAAACUUGCCCAGCUCCCUCAAUCGUUCCUCAUAAGGCCUGGUUUCCAGACCCUUGAUCAUCAUGGUCGCCCUCCUCUGCACACGUUCCUGCUUGUCAACAUCCUUUUUAAAUUAUGCUGCCCGGAACUGUACAUAGUACUCCAGGUGUCGUCUGACGAAGACAGAAUAGAGUGGUACUAUGACUUCCCUUGAUCUGGACACUAGACUUCUGUUGAUAUCCUUGAAUAGCAUUAAAUCCCCCCCCCAGCUGCAUCACACUGUUGACUCAUGUUAAGAUUGCGGUCCACUAAGACCCCUAGAUCCUUUUGACAUGUAUUGCUAGUAAGCCAGGUGUCCCCAAUCUCAUAUUUGUGCAGCUGUUAUUCUUGCCCAAGUGUAAGAACCUUGAAUCCCGAUUGCGCCUUCUUCAGUGAUAGCUACCGCUCCCAAUGUGAUGACAUCUGCAAAUUUGAUGAACUUCCCCUCAAAUUCCUUUGCCCAAGUCAUUUAUAAAGAUGUUGAGCAACAACGGGCCCAGGACAGAACCCUGCGGCGCCCCAGUUGUCACUUUCCCCCAGGAUGACAAGGAACCACCAGUGAGUAUUCUUUGGGUUCAGUUAGUCAACCAGCUACAAAUCCACCUAACAGUUACCUCCUCCAGCCUACGUUUUACCAACUUCUCUGCAAGAAUAUCGGGGGGGACGGGACUUUGUCUUGGCUGCUUAUAAGUCUCUGCCGUCUUUUACAGGUUCCAGCCGGGGUCACCCUUUGAUCCUAGCAAAGCAUCUUUCCCUUAGGUGUGUGCAAGAGGGGGGGCUUGCAGACUUUGCCGGACAUCAACACCCUCCCCUCCAACGCCAGUCAAAUUCCGGCAGCCUUUGGUUUGGGAACAAAAUUCUCCACAGAGCAAGGCAAUCCUUGGAUUCCUUUGGGGAACUUUGGGAGAUGGAAAAGCCAGACUCAGCGGCUCCCUGGGGAGGAAAGGACCCCCACGUCACCCAGACUGGGAGCACUGGGGAGGUCUGGGAAAGGAACGUGCAGCAGAUCCUGGGCGAGGGCAAUGCCAGCUCUGACGUCCAGCGCCAACACUUCCGGGCGUUUUGCUACCAGGAGGCCGAGGGCCCCCGCGAGGUCUGCAGCCGCCUCCACCACCUCUACCGCCAGUGGCUGAAGCCAGAAAAGCACUCGAAGGCCCAGAUGCUGGACCUGGUGGUCCUGGAGCAGUUCCUGACUAUCCUUCCCCCGGAGAUGGAGAGCUGGGUCAGGGAGUGCGGAGCAGAGACCAGCUCCCAGGCGGUGGCCCUGGCAGAAGGCUUCCUCCUGAGCCAGGUGGAAGAGAAGAGGCAGGAAGAAAAGGAGCAGGUGAGAGCACUUUCUAUAAAUCAUGGGAGUUGGGAAGGAGCCAGAGUCCAACCCCCUGGAAUUCCUCCCCCUGCCCACCCCAUUAAUUUGUUAUAAUAAAAGAAAGCAAAGUUUAAUAACAGAGGCCAAAUAAAACAAAGCAAAAGCAGAAGGGGUAUCUAAAACUAACGAGACAGGAGCAAAAUUCAAUCAAUUAGUAGCACAAAUGGAUUUACCUUAUCCUGCAUGUUACUGCUCCAGUAUUUUAUAUUAAAAGACUCAAUUUCUCAAUAAAGACAUUAUAUUGUUUUCUGUCCUUUCUGGUUUUUGCCACAUACGUUAGCUUAACCAUGCACACUGUGUUCCUGAUUUUCAUUAUCCAUUCUGUCAUGGACGGUCUUCUCAUUCCCCUACCCCACCCAGAUUUGACCAAAGUAAUAAUUCUGGAUGCAGUUAAGAGGUGUUGCAUUCAUUCCCUGUUCUCUUUUGGUUGGUUGUUUAUGUCUGAAUAGCAAAAAUUGGGCGAUCCAUGGGUAAAAGUAUAGCAAGCUAUUACUUGAGUUUCCUUCGCCGUAUCUUCCUAGAAUUUUCUGAUUUUGGGACAUGCCCAGAGUAUAUGCCAUACCCCAGCUUUUGUGGCUUUACACCUCCACAAGCAACAUUGGUUAUUCUGUAUAUCCAGGUAAGAUGUGGUGGUGUUAGGUAUAAUAAAAAUACAUACAUACACACAUACAUGCAUGCAUACAUAAAACCGACUGGGUUUCCCCAGCCACUCUGGGCAGCUCCCAACAGAAUAUUUAAAACACAAUAAAACAUCAAACAUUAAAAACUUCCCUAAACAAGGUUGCCUCCAGAUGUCUUGUAAAAGUCAGAUAGUUGUUUAUUUCCUUGACAUCUGAUGGGAGGGCGUUCCACAGGGCCACUACCGAGAAGGCCCUCUGCCUGAUAUCCUGUAAUUUUGCUUCUCGCAGCGAGGGAACCGCCAGAAGGCCCUCAGAGCUGGACCUCAGUGUCCGGGCUUAACGACACUGUUACAGUGGAACAGAAGCUUGUAAAAUAUUUCUUUUAGAAUCACAUUACCUAUUUGCUGAGGAACUCUAUGCCAAAACCAAUUCCAACAGUCGGAUGGAAGUUCCCAUCUAAAUCCCUCUUCCUAAUCCCUUUUCUCCAUUUCCCACUUGAGGAUCCCCAAAUUUUGUUUCAGGUUAAAGGUACGAGAAAAGGGGCUCCUUCUUCCCCCAAAGUAGAGAAGGUCCCGCCAGCCAGCAGGAGGAGGCAGCUGUUCCGAGGAGCCAUUCCGGGGGGCGUUGGAGGGGGUGCGUCUACCUUGCUGGGUAAGGAGGAAUUGGGAGCACAAUUUGGCUUGAUCUUGGUCUCUCGAGGGGGUUGCCUAGAAUCGGGACAUUGCUUUUUAGGACAUAAGAAGAGUUACUGCCUCGUAGCCAGACCUAAUUUGCAGGGUCGUUGUGAGGAUAAAAUGGGAAGGUGGGUAUGUAAGAAUAGCCUUGCCCACAUAAUGAACCAUCCUUUUCCCACGGUGUCCCUCCCAUGCCCCAAUGGGAAACUUGCAGACUUUUAAGUUUCCCUUCCAUCAGUGGUGAAAGGGUGGGGAGGUGGGAAUUUUGCCCUCAUCUCCAGCCCUUUUUAAAACUGGGGUGAGGGGUGGGAAUCCAAGUUUUUUUUGUAUAAUUGUAUUAUUAUUAUUAUUAUUGUUAAUUGAAUUUAUAUACUGCCCUAUACCCGGGAGUCUCAGAGCGGUUCACAGAAUAAAAUCAAGAUAUAAAACCACAAAGUACCCAAUAAAAAUCAAAACAACCACCCAAUAGCCCCACCCACCACAAAAACACAAACAUUCUAAAAGGGCAUAGGAUGUAAAUUGGAUCAACCAAAGGCCUGGUUAAAAAGGAACGUUUUUGCCUGGCGCCUAAAGGCGUAUAAUGAAGGUGCCAGGCGAACUUCCCUGGGGAGAGCAUUCCAUAGAUGGGGAGCCACUGAGGAGAAGGCCCGUUCUUAUGUUGCCACCCUCCAGACCUCUCAAGGAGGGGGCACAUGAAGGAGGGGGCACACUUUAACUUUUCACUGUCGGAGAAAGAAGUGUGGCUUAUAUUUGGGCCAAUGUGGUAAUUAAGCCCCAGGCAGUUCAGGACUGAGAAACAACUGAGGUGGCGGGUGCCGCAUCUCGCCUCCUUCCCACUUCCUUCCUUCCUCUUCACAGGUAGCCAAGCUCCUCUGGCGGAUGGUCUCAGCCCUUCCUUAAUGUGUGACGGAGCGGAAAUGGUUGCUGCGCAGUUGCCCGGACAGGUAGGAGCGGAAGAACUGGGGAACUGAGGAAGGAGGGUCAACUUGGGUGCCUCCAUCAUCUGCACACGUCUGUGGGCCUGAAAGGAUGUGUCUCUUAACCCCUAUCAAAGGAUGUUCCAAAGCUGGGAAGGAUCUGAGCAUCCCUGAGGGAGCUCUGGAUCUUGCAGGGAGAGCCUCCAUCCCUUUCAUAGAAUCAUAGAAUCAUAGAGUUGGAAGAGACCACAAGGGCCAUCGAGUCCAACCCCCUGCCAAGCAGGAAACACCAUCAGAGCACUCCUGACAUAUGGUUGUCAAGCCUCUGCUUAAAGACCUCCAAAGAAGGAGACUCCACCACACUCCUUGGCAGCAAAUUCCACUGUCGAACAGCUCUUACUGUCAGGAAGUUCUUCCUAAUGUUUAGGUGGAAUCUUCUUUCUUGUAGUUUGGAUCCAUUGCUCCGUGUCCGCUUCUCUGGAGCAGCAGAAAACAACCUUUCUCCCUCCUCUAUGUGACAUCCUUUUAUAUAUUUGAACAUGGCUAUCAUAUCACCCCUUAACCUCCUCUUCUCCAGGCUAAACAUGCCCAGCUUUCUUAGCCGUUCCUCAUAAGGCAUCGUUUCCAAGGUUUAUCAUAGAUUGUGGAGUUGUGAAGUUGGAAGGGAACCAAAGGGUCAUCUAGUCCAGUCCCUGGUAACAUCAUCAUCAUCAUCUUCAUCAUAUAUUAUUAUUUAUAGCCCGUCCAUCUGGCUGGGUUUCCCCAGCCAGUGUGGUGUAGUGGUUAAGAGCAGUGGACUCUUAAUCUAGUGAACCGGGUUCGAUUCCCCGCUCCUCCACAUGCAGCUGCUGGGUGACCUUGGGCUAGUCACGCUUCUCUGAAGUCUCUCAGCCCCACUCACCUCACAGAGGGUUUGUUGUGGGGGAGGAAGGGAAAGGAGAAUGUUAGCCGCUUUGAGAUUCCUUCGGGUGGUAAUAAAGCGGGAUAUCAAAUCCAAACUCUUCUUCUUCUUCUUCUUCUCCCAACAGAAUAUUAAAAUUACGAUAAAAUAUCAAACAUUAAAAACUUCCCUAAACAGGGCUGCCUUCAAAUGUCUUCUGAAAGUCAGAUAGCUGUUUAUUUCCUUGACAUCUGAUGGGAGGGCGUUCCACAGGGUGGGCGCCACAACCGAGAAGACCCUCUGCCUGGUUCCCUGUAACCUUGCUUCUCGCAGGGAGGGAAUCACCAGAAGGCCCUUGGAUCUGGACCUCAGUGUCUGGGCUGAACUAUGGGGGUGGAAACACUCCUUUGGGUAUACUGGGCCGAGGCCGUUUAGGUCAGCACCAACACUUUGAAUUGCACUUGGCAACAUACUGGGAACCUUUAGGACUGGUGCUAUAUGGUCUUGGCGGCCACUCCCAGUCACCAGUCUAGGUGCCGCAUUCUGGAUUAGUUGUAGUUUCCGGGUCACCUUCAAAGGUAGCCCCACGUAGAGCGCAUUGCAGUAGCCCAAGCGGUAGAUAACUAGAGCAUUCACCACUCUGGCGAGACAGUCUGCAGGCAGGUAGGGUCUCAGCCUGCGUACGUAGGGCUCACAGCUCUCUCUUUUUAAUUGUUCCAUUAGCUGUGAUGAGCAUUUUCUUUUCCUCUUCUUUCCAGGGCCCGGUGACGUUUGAGGAGGUGGCCGUGUACUUCACAGAGGAGGAGUGGGCUCUGCUGCAUCCAGACCAAAGAUCCCUGCAAUGGGAGGUCAUGGUGGAGAAUUAUGGGAACUUGGUCUCUCUGGGUAAGGCUCACCUUUCCCCCUGUUAACAGAUGCUAUGCAAUGAUGGGUCACAGAGGUCAGGCUAUCCUGGUCAAGAAACAGCUGUAGCUGUCUUAUCCGCUGAAGCUGGCGCAAGGCACUCUUAGCCACUGGGCCUCGGGUGAUGAGUGGGGGUACAGUGCCAUCCCAAAGCUGGCAAUGGACCAGUUAUCCAGACUUAAGAACGUAAGAAAAGCUGUAUCAGGCUGGAAGCCCAUUGAAUCCAGCGUCCUGUUCUCACAGUGGCCAACCAGAUGCUUAUUAUGGGAAACCUGCAAGCAGGACACGAACACAAGGGCAACUCUUCCCUCCUGUGGUUUCCAGUAACUGGUACUCAACAGCAUUGCUGCCUCUGAUGGGAGCCAGAACAUAUCCGUCAUGGCUAGUAGCCGUUGAUAGCUGGAGCUCUCCUCCAUGGCAUUGUCCAAUCCUCUUUCUAAGCCAUCUAGGUUGGAGGCCAUUACUGCCUCCUGUAUGGGGUUAGGCCCAUAGUUAUGAACCAACCUGGACCCUGUGAUCAUCAUCCUCUGGAGGCACUUCUUCGUGUACCAUCUCCAUGUGAGGUCUGGAGGGUGGCAAAAUGAGAACGGGGCCUUUUCUGCAGUGGCUCCCUGUUGCGGAAUGCUCUCCUCAGGGAGGCUUGCCUGGCACCUUCAUUACAUGUCUUUAGGCGCCAGGCGAAAAGCAUUUCUCUCCAAUCAGGUGUUUGGCAGAUUAACAUGCUAUGACUUUUAAAAUGUGUUUGUAGAAGGGGAGCUCUUCGUUUUGUUUUUGUUUCCUUAUGUACUCUGUGUUCUCAUUUUGUAUUUUUCUGUUGUGAACCACUCAGGUAUCUUCCGAUAUAGAGCGGUAUGCAGAUUUAAUUUGCCCACAGUGUUCUAAGAGUGGAAUAAAAGCUUUUCUCCGCCCACUUUCUCCAUAUCUGCUUCUUCCGUAUCGCCUCUUACUCACCUUCUCUCUAAACUAAAAAGUCCCACGUGCUGUAACAUUCCCUUAAAGGGAAGUCGCUCCAUCCCCACGCCCUUUUCCAGCUCUACAACAUCCUUUUCGAGGUGUGGCAACCAGAACUGUACACAAUACUCCAAAUGUAGUCGCAUCACAGUUUUAUAUAAAAAAGUUAUGAUAUAACUGGGAUAUACAGUGGUACCUUGGUUCUCAAAUUUAAUCAAUUCUGGGAGUCCGUUCGACUCCUGGAAUGGUUUGAAAACCAAGGUGUGGCUUCUGAUUGGCUGGAGGAGCUUCCUGCACUUAAUCAGAAGCCAUGGAAGCUGUGUCGGACGUUCGGCUUCCAAAGAACAUUCGCAAACACUCACUUCUGGGUUUGCGACGUUCGGGAGCUGAUUUGUUUGACAACUAAACUGUUUGACUACCAAUAUACCACUGUAGAAGUGAGUUGGGCUUUUGCUUGGUGGUGUGAGGUUCAUUUCCCUCUUUCUCCCUUCAGGUGAAGCGAUGGAGAGUGGGAUCGUUACCAAACAGCAGAGAAGUGACUUGGAGCCGCGAGAACCGGUUUGCAAGGCGGAGGGUGUCUUGCUUGAAGGAGCCAACUUCCACGAAGCUCCGAUGCAAGAAAAACAUUGGGAUGGGAACGAAAGGCAGGCGCUCCCUCCCUUGUGCGUGGAAAGCAUGGCGAGCAAGCCCAGCGUCCGAAGGCAUCAGAGGAUCAACAAGCGGGAGACCCUCCUGGAAUGCUCCGAGUGCGGAAAGGUCUUCAACCGGCGCUACAGCCUCACCAGGCACCAGAGAGUCCACACGGGAGAGAAGUGGUGGAUCUGCUCGGUUUGCGGGAAGAGCUUCAGCCAGAGGUACCACCUCACUCGGCACCAGCGAGUCCACACAGGGGAGGAGUGGUGGAUCUGCACGGUGUGCGGGAAGAGCUUCCGGUGCAGCAACAGCCGCCUGAGGCACCAAAGGAUCCACACAGGCGAAAAGCCGUUCGAGUGCUCCGAGUGCGGGAGGCGCUUCAGCGAGAGCUCCACGCUGUACAAGCACCAGAGGGUCCACACCGGGGAGAAGCCGUACAAAUGCCUGGACUGUGGGAAGAGCUUCCGCCAGAAGAUCAACCUCACCCGCCACCGGACGGUCCACACGGGGGAGAGGCCGUACCCAUGCGCCGAGUGCGGGAAGAGCUUCAGUCAGAGGGUGAGCCUGACUCUGCACCGCACGAUCCACACCGGGGAGAAGCCCUACAAGUGCUCGGAGUGCGGGAAGGGCUUCAGCCAGCGGAUCAACCUCACCUCGCACCAGAGGACCCACACGGGGGAAAAACCGUACCAGUGCUCCGAGUGCGGGAAAAGCUUCAGCCGAAGCAACAGCCUCGCUUAUCACUUGAAGCACCACAUAAAUGUUCAGUGCGUCGAACUUGUGCCAGAAGAGAAACCAUAGAUCAGUGGUAAUUUUUUUAAAACGGGAGAAACUCUAGGGAAAUUUUAGAAACGCUCAGAACAUGAGAUGGUGCAUUGGUCCUACCAUUUAAAUGACUUGUGUCUUUGGUGGUCAUAGACUCAUAGAGUUAGUCCAACCCCUUGCUGUGCAGGAAUCACAGCAAAAGGACCCCUGACAGGUAGUGUCCCAGACUCCUUUUAAACACCUCCAGUGAAGGAGAGUCUACCACCUUCCAAGAAGAAAUAUAGGAAUACAGUGGUACCUCGGGUUACAUACGCUUCAGGUUACAGACUCCGCUAACCCAGAAAUAGUACCUCGGAUUAAGAACUUUGCUUCAGGAUGAGAACAGAAAUCAUGCAGCGGCAGGGCGGCAGCAGUGGGAGGCCCCAUUAGCUAAGGUGGUGCUUCAGGUUAAGAACAGUUUCAGGUUAAGAACAGACCUCCGGAACGAAUUAAGUACUUAACCCGAGGUACCACUGUAAUUAGAUUAGCUUUCUUAGCCUGUCAGGCCCAACAACAGGGCCAGUGGACCCAACCAGCAUGCAAACUGUCCUCUAGAUAAUGUGUGGGGAGAAAUCAGCUGCCCUCAGAGGCUCCAUGUUGUCUGGUAUUUCAUCUUAACAUAAAAACAUAAGGAGAGUCUUCUGGAUUAGGCCAAUGGACCAUCUAGUCCAGCUUCCUAUUCUCACAGGGGCCAAUCGGGGGCCCAUAGAAAACCCGCAAGCACAAGAGCAACAUUCCCCUCCUGUGGUUUCCAGAAACUGGUAUUCAGAAGCUGUGCAGGCAGGGCGGAGCCAUCCGUAGCCCACUCCUCCUUCAGGAAUUUGUCUAAUCCUCUUUUAAAACCAUCCAAGUUGGUGGCCGUUCCUGCCUCCGGUGGCAGGGAGUUCCGUGGUUUAAUUGUGCGCUGCAUGAGGAAGUUCUUUUACCCUCUUACCAGGUUGCGUCUCGGUCUCAGGGUGGGUCACUACAGCGGCACGAGCACCACACAAAAUUAAGAAAUGGAUCCUUCUUCGGUGAAAGGUGGGUCCAAGGUGUGAAAAAGGUGGAGGCUGCUGUUCUUUGAUCCCAUCCUGUUUGCCUCCUGGUUUCAGUGUGAGUAUCCAUCACUGCAAGGAUGGAUCCCCUUUCUUACCUGCUUUGCCACAUGGGGGCAUUUAUUUUGCCAUCGUUUUUCAUUUACGUUGCUUCGUCACCGCACCAAGGAAGUGAAUACCUUCGGGGGCAGAGGUGCAGGGAGUCCUGGGCUGCAUGCUGCUUCUCACAGCGGCCAAGUCGAGGUUUGCCCAGGAGUCUUUGGUGGGGGACAUUUUCACAAAACCGAGCUACACAAUGUCAGCUGGAUCAUCCCCUUCUCUGUAUCUACUUGCUGGACUCUUCAAAGAACUAUUUCAAUAGCAGAAGCCAUGCUGGCACUUCUACAGCAAGACUUGUUCUUCUAAUACGUUUGGUUGUUCUAUCUUUAUUAAUGCUUUCCAUCAAUUUACCCAGAGCAGCUGUUAAGCCUGCAAUUUCCUGGAUCCCUACAUUGCUUCCUGUUGAGGCGCCUCCUGUAGUCUCCUGUGGAAAUCUCAUGGAUUUUCAUGCCACAAAUGCACUCCUUCCCCAGCCCACCCCCAAUAAGAAAACACGGCCUUGAAGGAGCUCUGCAUCUAUAGGAUCCUCAUAGCAUGGAUCCUUGUAAAGUAAAAUUGGCAUCCUUUUUUUCUGGGGGGGGGGGGAGUGGAUCAGCUGGCUUGAGGGAACACCAAAAUUUGCAGCUAAGGACGCAAUUAAAUUUCCAAACAGUAGCAAUUUACUGCACAUUUAUUCAGAAGCCAGUUAAAACUCUUUAGGUUCAGUGAUACCAGCUUUUCAAAGUCAGUCAUUUAUACCUCCAGUGCCCCACCACCACUCCCUUGCCCAUAACCCCACCCUCCUCUUUGGGAAACGCACAACACACCAUUUGGGGCCAUGGAUAGUAGUGGGGUUGGGAGGACCUGAAACAUCUAAAUUUUGGUCCUGCGAUUCAGUGCUGAAUGUUGGAGCAGAAGGGAUAGGGAAUGGAGUGACCUGGGAAAGGGCAGGACUUCGUGGCUGGCUGGAGCCCUGGGUGGAAGCACUCUGUUGCAGCCCUCGCUUUUACCCUGGGGGUUUCUCAGUGCGCCUUCUCAAUGAGGACUUUGUGGCUAGGAGGAACCCUGGAAGUCCUGGGAAGGCAGCCAUGAAAACCUCAGAUAACUGGCAAAGCUCAAAGGCUUUUGGGUUCAUGUGCCAUCAGACCCGGUGGAUCUUCCACUUCAAAACCUUGCACUUCCAUCGUUUGCUCCACGUGCAUCUUUUGGGUUAAUUUCUUGGAGAUGGAGCAAAACGCUCAGAAUCGGUCCCUGUGCAUGUUCCAUCGCGUAAGGAUGUCAAAGCUUUUGUGUUGAGCGUGAUGAGAAUAUUUAGAAAACCGAGGACACUUGAUCGUCAUUAUUUUUUACAUGGGGUGGGCAGGCUAUUCAAAAACACCUGACCUCUUCUACGGGGAAGGAAAGCGCUCUCUUGUCAUUUUUGGCAUGCUGUGGACCCUGCUGGAAACUUGCCGUCUUGUCUUCCUGUGAUUCUUUUCUCAUUUACUGGAUUUCUACUCUUAAUUAAAACUGCUUGCCUUCUCCUAACUGAGAAACCCGUGUAAGUGUUAGAGCUUGCCUAUAUCUAUCGAUCUAAUAAUCCGAUAGUUUCCUAACCUGAGUGGGUGUUAUUUUAUGGUGGUUUUUUUGUAGGUUGGGUUAAUAAAGCCUUCAAAUACAUCACCCCUA